Epinephelus moara (kelp grouper) is the source of this 2755-nucleotide messenger RNA. RefSeq names its product cytochrome P450 7B1 (gene cyp7b1). Gene Ontology annotation, molecular function: oxidoreductase activity, acting on paired donors, with incorporation or reduction of molecular oxygen; steroid hydroxylase activity; heme binding. Lineage: Eukaryota; Metazoa; Chordata; Actinopteri; Perciformes; Serranidae. The transcript is spliced from 6 exons. Gene Ontology annotation, biological process: cholesterol homeostasis; bile acid biosynthetic process. Bases 94 to 1593 code for a protein of 499 amino acids. The record is from RefSeq and is a predicted model, not a curated record.
GUGUGUGUGUGUGUGUGUGUGUGUGUGUGUGUGUCCUGAGCUCCACAGUGAAUGUUGAGCCGUCGGUGAGUGUGAGCGGACAGAAACACAGAGAUGUCCCCGCUGCUGCUGCUCCUGCUCGGCCUGCUGGCGCUGAUCCUCUGCGUCCUCCGCUCCAGGACCAGAAGAGACGGUGAACCUCCGCUCAUUAAAGGCUGGAUUCCUUUCAUUGGGAAGGCUCUGGAGUUCGGACAAGAUGCCCACACAUUUCUGGAAGAACAGAAGAAGAAGUGCGGAGACAUUUUCACAGUACAGAUCGCAGGUAAAUACAUGACCUUCAUCAUGGAUCCUCUGCUGUAUCCAAACAUCAUCAAACAUGGCCGACAGCUGGACUUCCACGAGUUCUCCGGUAAGGUGGCGCCCGUCACCUUCGGCUACCCGCCCGUCAUCAGCAGGAAGUACCCCGGCCUGCAGGAGAAGAUCAGCCGCUCCUUCCAGCUCCUCCAGGGAGACAACCUGUCCGCCCUGACAGAGAGCAUGAUGGGUAACCUGAUGCUGGUGCUACGUCAGGACCACCUGAGCGAGCAGCCGCAUGGCGAGGGCGGCUGGAGGAGCAGCAGCAUGUACGAGUUCUGCAGCUCCAUCAUGUUCGAGGCCACUUUCCUCACCAUGUACGGCAGGCCGGCGUCCGCCAGCCGCCACAGCGGCAUGGGCGUGCUGAGGGAGGACUUUGUCCGGUUUGACAACAUGUUCCCGCUGCUCAUCGCUCAGAUCCCCAUCUGGCUGCUGGGACACACCAAGGCCAUCCGAGAGAAGCUCAUCGACUACUUCCUGCCCCACAGGAUGUCGUACUGGUCCGACAUGUCGCAGUUCAUCAGGACGCGGUCGGAGGUGUUCGAGCAGUACGACGCGCUGAGGGACGUCGAUAAAGCAGCUCAUCACUUCGCCAUCCUGUGGGCGUCUGUGGGGAACACCGUCCCCGCCACCUUCUGGGCCAUGUACUACCUGGUGAGUCACCCCGAGGCUCUGCAGGUCGUCCGCCAGGAGAUCUACGACGUCCUGAGGCUCAGCGGAGUCGAGUUCAGCAGCGACAGAGACGUGACGUUUGGCAGAGAGCAGCUGGAGGAGCUGGUUUAUCUCGAGAGCGCCAUCAACGAGAGCCUCCGCCUGUCCUCGGCCUCCAUGAACAUCCGCGUUGCUCAGGAGGACUUCAGCCUGAAGCUGGACGGCGAGCGCUCAGUGGCGGUCAGGAAAGGAGACUUCAUCGCCCUCUACCCUCAGAGUAUGCACAUGGACCCCGAGAUCUACGAGGAGCCGCAGUCGUUCCGGUUCGACCGCUACAUGCAGGACGGCCGGCUGAAGACAGACUUCUACAAAGACGGUCAGAGGCUGAAGUAUUACCUCAUGCCGUUUGGCUCCGGCUCGUCCAUGUGUCCCGGACGAUACUUCGCCAUCAACGAGAUCAAACAGUUCCUGUGUCUCCUGCUGCUCUACUUCGACCUGCAGCUGGAGGCGGGGCAGGACAGAGUCACUCUGGACGCCAGCAGAGCCGGACUGGGCAUCCUGCUGCCCGCCAAGGACGUCCUCUUCCGCUACAGACUGCAGAGCGUCUGACCUGGUGUGUGUGUGUGUGUGUGUGUGUGCGUGCGUGCGUGUGCGUGUGUGUGUGCGACCUGAAGGGAUUCGGCAAGAUUUGAACAGACAUGUCACAACUCAGCCUGACAUGACGCAAGUCGACUUGAAGAGACUCGACCUGAUUCAAAUUGACAUGACUUUACUCAACCAAACUUGACUCAACUUGAACUGAAGGGACCUGUAAUAACACGACUCAACCAUGCUCGAUUCAACUCUUCCUGACUCUUCCUUGAACUGGUGGGACUCGACCUGAAGGGACUCAACCUGACUCAAAAUGACAUGAUUCAACUUAACCUGGUGUGACUUAAUGUGACACGACUAGACUCAGCCAUGCUCGACUCAACUUGAACUGUAGGGACUCAUCCUGAUUCUAACUGACAUGAAAUGACCCGACAUGAAGGGACUGGAGCUGACUCAAACUGACAUGACUCAUCUCAACUUUAACUAAAGGGACUGAAGGGGUCUGACCUUGAGACUCUCAAUCAGAAGAGUCUCAACCUGACUCAAAAUGACUCGAUCCAAAGGGACUUGACCUGACUCAAAUUGACAUGACUCGACUAAACCUGGUUUGACUCAACACACUAGCAUAGAUUCGACCAACUUGAACUGAAGGGACUUGACCUGACUCAAAUUGAAAUGAAAUGACUCGACCUGAAGGGACUCAAGCCGAUGCGACAUGACUCAACCAUGCUCUUCCUGACGCAACUCGACCUGAAGGGACUCGACCUGACUCAAACGUGAAUCAACUCAACCUGACGUGACUUGACCCUGAUGCAACCUUCUCAAAGAAGGAACUCGAAUUGACAUGACUCAGCUUAACCAUACUCAACUGAAGUCUUCUUGACACAACUUGACCUGAAGGGACUUGACCUGACCCAGACUGACAUGACUCGACUCAACCUGGCAUGUCUCAAUGUGACAUGACAAGAACCAACCAUGCUCGACUCAACUUGAACUGAAAGGACUUAUUCUGACUCCGAUAGACAUGAAAUGACUCGACCUGAUGUAACUCGACCUGAUGUGACUCGACCUGAUGUAACUCGACCUGAUGUGACUCGACCUGAUGUAACUCGAGCUGAUGUGACUCGAUCUGAUGUAACUCAACCUAAUGUGACUCGACCUGAUGUGACUCGACCUGAUG